Coniosporium apollinis CBS 100218 is the source of this 483-nucleotide messenger RNA. RefSeq names its product 60S ribosomal protein L24. Gene Ontology annotation, cellular component: cytosolic large ribosomal subunit. Gene Ontology annotation, molecular function: mRNA binding; structural constituent of ribosome. Bases 1 to 483 code for a protein of 160 amino acids. The record is from RefSeq and is a predicted model, not a curated record. Gene Ontology annotation, biological process: cytoplasmic translation. NCBI's taxonomy places the organism in Eukaryota, Fungi, Ascomycota, Dothideomycetes. The transcript has 3 exons.
AUGCGUACCUACGACGACACAUUCAGCGGCCAGAGGAUCUACCCGGGCAAGGGCAAGCUCUACGUCCGCGGCGACAGCAAGAUCUUCAGAUUCCAGAAUGGCAAGACCGAAUCCCUGUUCCUCCAGCGCAAGAACCCGCGUCGGAUUGCGUGGACGGUGCUGUUCCGGAGGCAGCACAGGAAGGGUAUCUCUGAGGAAGUAGCCAAGAAGCGCACCCGCCGCACCGUCAAGCACCAGCGCGCCAUCGUCGGCGCCUCCCUCGACGUGAUCAAGGAGCGCCGAAACAUGCGGCCCGAGGCCCGCGCCGCCGCCCGCCAGGCAGCCAUCAAGGAGGGCAAGGAGAAGAAGACGGCGUCGGAGAGCAAGAAGAAGCUCGAGAAGGCCAAGGGCGCGGCCGGCGCGGCACGGGGCCAGGUGCAGAAGAUCGUGGGCAAGCAGGGCGCGAAGGGCGCGGCGCCGAAGGUGCAGGCGAAGACUCGUUGA